Plectropomus leopardus (leopard coralgrouper) is the source of this 2248-nucleotide messenger RNA. NCBI's taxonomy places the organism in Eukaryota, Metazoa, Chordata, Actinopteri, Perciformes, Serranidae. The record is from RefSeq and is a predicted model, not a curated record.
UUUUCCCUUUAAUAGGAAUCCCCCCCCCACACACACACACACACUCAGUCAAACUAGAUGUGUAUAUCUGGUUGUGGUUUGUGUUGCUGCUACUACUUCCUUGAUACAUUUAAAAGCUGCUGAAACUCACAGAGGAAAAACUGUAAUUAUUACCAUCACUUUGUUUUAAGUUGUUUCACCUCGCAGGAUGUCUGCACUCAUUCAUUCUUCACCAGAUUUCAGUUUUAAUGUGAGAUUUAACAGAGGAGACAAAAAGAACGGAUCAGAAAAAGAGGAGAGCCAGGUGGAGAUGUGCGAGGAUAAAGACCUUCUGAAACAGGGUCCUACCGAUCGUCUGUCCCAUAAAGUCACUGUCAAAAGAAGACCUUUUGGAGCUACUGCAGUGAUUCUGGGAGUGCUGUAUCUUUUGAUAUUGGCUGGGAUCUACAUGCGCUGUGAGGAUUUCAUUUUUAUUCAGUAACAGGCUGUGUUUUGUCCUCUGACAGUUUGGUAAUCUACUGACUUUGUAAAGCUCUUAGCCAGUCUGUGUGAUGUCUCGGUUCCCCAGCAAAUUGUAGAUGGUGCACAGGUGGAAACGCACAGGCAGAGACUGCAAAAACAAAGCUGGAGAAACCGAAACGUUCAGCUGCAUUGAUUUUCAGCGUGUGAACUUUUUGUUGGAUGAUGUGCUUUACUAUGCACAGAAGUUUUUUUCCUCACUUGGUGGGUUGUGUGCCGGAGACUAUAUGGUUGGACUAAUGGGCAAAUAUACUGAUGAUUUGCAAGACAUUUUAAUCACAUUGGAAAAACAAAAUGUGGUGACAGAAAGAGACCAGCUCAAUAUGAGUCUGAGCCGGGCGCAAACCAGCAUCAACGAGCUACAGACCAGAUAUGACAACCUGAACAAAAGCUACAGUCAGCUGGAGGAUGAAAAAUAUAGGCUGGAGGGUAAGAUGGCAGAAAAAGAAGAGCUACAGACCAGAUACAACAACCUGAGAAAGAUUUACAGACAGUUAGAAGACGACCGAAAUCACCUGAAGCGUAUGGUGGAGAGUAUGGAGAGCAGAGUCUCCUACUCAGGCGACUUGUUUGGGGCCUUCACCCACCUCUCCCCAUUUUAGACGGACGUAUACGUUUGCUGAGCUGCCAUUUUUGUUAACCUUUCUGCAGUGAUAAAGUAAAACCUGUCUAUUGAUAAACUUACGUACUCUUCUAACUUCAACAUAUAUAAGUAGUCAGUGCGCUUGCAAAUAACUUAAUAUCAGAAAAACAAACUUUAAUACAAGUUUAAAAGUUCCACCAGGAUUAAUUGUGUGUCAUUGUAAAUUCAGAAUAAUGUUGGUUUUGACAGACAUAAACUGAUAUUAAUGGCCAGAGAAUAACAAGUAAAGCUGGGUGAUGAAUCAAAACUAUUCAAACGUUGGCACUCAAUACUGAUAAUAUCUUGGACAUAUAGAAAUGUGAUGCAGCUUUAUGCUUCUCUCAUUUAUUCCUUUCAUGCAGUGUUAAAUAUCAUCUGAAAGCACCAAUAACAUCUCAAAAUGUUAUGACAUUAUAUACUGCAAAUGGGGACAUUUGGGCCAAAAUGGCCAAUUAUUUGAAUUUACUGACGUUGCCUUCCUCUGAGUACAACCAAUUUAUCUUUAUUAAACAUUUUCCUGUAUAACAUGCUCUAUAAAGUGGGAUUCAUUUCUAUUGCAUUUAUAUCAUUUCAGAUGUUUGAGAGCAGUUUUAUCAGGUUAAUGACACGGCACAGGAAGUAACUAAGUAUUUUUGCCACCCAACACCACACUAAAUGGUUUUGGUGUCUUUCCAUUUCAUGACAUGCUCUGAGGUAAUUUAAGUUGGGCUUUUUUGUGAAAAAUAAAAAUGGCAGGAAUGCAGCAGUAACAUGCUGACAUGGACAACCGGAAAAAAAAAAUAAAGGUCAUUAUGUGCAGAAUAAAAGUGCAACAUAUAAAUCUCAGCUACACUAUGUUUUGGCCAACAAAGUAAUAUCUGUAGAGUAGUGGGCUAGUGGCUAUUACCAUCAGAAGCUCACACGCAAUGCAUCUUGGUACAUGUACAACUACGUAAGCACAAGAAAGGUUGUUAAAGCAUGCACUAAGGAAUUUAUUGCUUUUUCACACUAAAAGUGGUGAAAUUUCUGAUUAAUAGGAUUUUCAAAACUAUAGUUAUAAUAUUCAUUUCUAAGUUGGAUAACAUGCAUGCCUCCCCAACACACACACACACACACACACACACACACACAGUAAUAAAUGUGUUUGUU